This is a messenger RNA of Naegleria gruberi, 1380 nucleotides long. RefSeq lists its product as uncharacterized. NCBI's taxonomy places the organism in Eukaryota, Heterolobosea, Eutetramitea, Acrasida, Naegleriidae. Gene Ontology annotation, molecular function: ATP hydrolysis activity; ATP binding. Gene Ontology annotation, cellular component: mitochondrial outer membrane. Bases 1 to 1380 code for a protein of 459 amino acids. The record is from RefSeq and is a predicted model, not a curated record. The transcript is spliced from 2 exons.
AUGAAUUAUUUACGGGAUUUAUGGUCCUCUCUGAGUGAGCAGACUUCAACGACAACAACACCUUCAUCGUCAUCAUCAAGUGAUACAUCUUUAAAUAAUAAUUCGACUGGUAGUAGCGGUUCACCAGCUGGAGUUUUAUUUAAUAAUAAUGGAAAUACGGAAUUAAUAUUGGCAACAGGAAGCUCUUCAUCUGGUGGUGGAGGCUCUUCUGGUUUGUCGAGGCUGAUAUUUUCUCUUUCUGAAACUGGAUUGACUUUACUAUUAACCUUCUUAUCGAUAAAGUAUUUGUUCAUGCCACUCUUAUCAAAUUUGCUGAAUACUAACAACAAACAAACAGGUACAAAUUUACUGCCGAGAAAAAAGAGAAAAAUUGGAGAAUUAAUUCAUAAGUGUUUACAUUUAGAAAAUCCGAGAAAGGAUGAUGACAGCUAUUACAUUUCUUUAUAUGAAAGAUAUUUGAAUAAGUAUGAAAAAAUUGUAGCUGACUUUUUAGUUUUACCUGAAGAUUUGGAUAAUAAUUUUGAUGAUAUUGGAGGAAUGGAUAAAUUAAAGAAGGAGAUUUAUGAAUCUGUUUGUUUCCCACUUAAAUAUCCACACAUUUAUGAAGGAAAUAGCUCUGAUUCAACAAGUAUUAAACUCAGAAUGCUUCCAAAAGGAGUUCUGUUUUAUGGCCCUCCUGGAACUGGUAAAACAAGUUUGGCUAAAGCUAUUGCAAAGGAAUGUAAUUGUGCCUUCUUAAAUGUUAAAAGAGAAUUCUUAUCUGAUUUCCUUUAUGGAGAAACUGAGAAAUUAGUUGGAGCUCUCUUCAGUUUUGCCACCAAAGUCAAGCCAUGUAUUAUUUUCAUUGAUGAAAUUGAAAGUUUAUUACCUUCAAGACAAGCCAGUUAUCAAAUGCAUGAAGUAUCAAAGGCAAGAAUUAGUAUUAUUCUUUCAGCAUGGGAUGGUUUUGAAACUACAUCUGAUGGUGAUCAAGUUAUGGUAAUUGGCGCAACCAAUUUGAGAUCUCAAUUGGAUACAGCUGCUUUGAGAAGAAUGCCUUUACAAUUCAAGAUAGAUGCCCCUGAUCGUAAUAGCAGAAUUCAAAUCUUGAAAUUGCUCCUCAAGAAUGAAAGAGUUUCUCCAACUGUCAGCUUUGAAAAGCUUGCUGAUGCUACUCAAUUCUUCAGUGGAAGUGACUUGACAGAAUUGUGUAAGAAAGCUUUAUCCUUCCCUAUUAAGGAAUUAAUUGACAGAGAAAUCAAAUCCAAAACAUCUAUGGCUAAUAUUAUGCCAAGAGAAUUAAUGUUUGAUGAUUUUAUGAAGGCAAGGCAAUUCGUCAAUCCAAGUUGUCUUGAAGAGUUUGAAAUUCCUAUGGACACAGAUAGAAUUAUAGUUGAUUAA